AUGACGAUUUCAGGCCAGCAUAGUGGAAUCUGGGACCAUGAUGAAAGGGGUCUUGCGACGGAGGGAGAAGCGGUCAGGCUUCUGACAUCGGAGAAGGAAGAUCUGUCCGGUUUUCGCAGUUCCACAAUGAAGAAGGCAUAUCCGGCCAUGGUUGUGGAAGCUAGAUCCACGACGGAAGAAGGUGAGGCUGGGCUUCUGACGUCGAAGAAGGAAUAUAUAUAUUCGCUUGUCGUCGUCCCACCACUACUGUCGUCAAUCGCUCACGGAUAG
Messenger RNA from Linum trigynum, 270 nucleotides. The record is from the annotation of a GenBank genome assembly. NCBI's taxonomy places the organism in Eukaryota, Viridiplantae, Streptophyta, Magnoliopsida, Malpighiales, Linaceae.